AUGCCGGGUCAACUUCGGCCUCUGAGUCCGCUGCCGACGACGCCGCGGAAGCCGCGAACACCAGGUCGACCGCGGAGUCCGGUACGGAGACAGCCUCCGAACCUGCGGCCAUCAGCGCCGCCGCAACCAAGGGCGCCGGCGCGACCACCGAGCCCUGUGGGAGAGCCUCCGGCGACACCGGCUCGACCCUCAAGCCUACCCGCCGAGUCAGCGAGCUUGACUAGCCCGUCGCACCGCACGUCGAGCACGAACACCAGCCCUCGACGUGCGCCGGGCCCGUCAAAGCGCUCGCGAACGCCGGAGCGCUUCCGGGACCUCCGGGCCAAGCGGCGGAAAUCACAGCUGCCCAAGAUCCGGGCCAUUACGGCGGUGCAGUGCAACCCGGUGACAGCGGCCCGGCUGAGGGAACUGUUCGGCGAGGAAGAGGAGAGUUCCCCCACGGAAGAAUAA
Wasmannia auropunctata (little fire ant) is the source of this 450-nucleotide messenger RNA. Its product is annotated as proline-rich receptor-like protein kinase PERK2. The transcript has a single exon. Bases 1 to 450 code for a protein of 149 amino acids. The record is from RefSeq and is a predicted model, not a curated record. NCBI's taxonomy places the organism in Eukaryota, Metazoa, Arthropoda, Insecta, Hymenoptera, Formicidae.